AUGGACACUGUAUGGAAAGGAAACCACCGCUACAUUACUAACCAACUCGGGGAGGUUAGGAUGAUGUUGGAAAACUCUAGACAGAAAACCCUUUCAGCAUCCGGUGGUACACCAUUCACAUACUUGAGAAGGAAGGUCAGCAUGCAGGCAAUUAUAUUAAUGAAGGAGGCUGAAGAAGAAUUGGCUGCCCGCUUGGAAAAAAAUGAGAACUCCCGAUGUGCAUGUCAUUUCUCUGUGACACACGGCUUGAGGUGUGGAUGUCAAGUUAUGGAUGGCAGAGCGCGAGACAUAGAGAUAUACCCCGGUGAUAUUCAUAUAUAUUGGCGUACACUGUCAUACGAGCAUCCACCCAAUGCUCAGGAGUACGUUCCCCAGGAGGAGGAGGCUAAAUGUCACCUUCAGGAGUUGGUUGAUGAGGUUGUACGCAGAGGACUAGAGGCAACGAAAAAAGCAGCAAAGAACGUCUUUCGCGGUCUCCACCCGGCGGAAGACAACAUUCACGAGCCAGAAGUGAACGAAUCACGAAAGGGACGCCCCGCAUGGUCUCUAUAG
Messenger RNA from Linum trigynum, 552 nucleotides. The record is from the annotation of a GenBank genome assembly. Lineage: Eukaryota; Viridiplantae; Streptophyta; Magnoliopsida; Malpighiales; Linaceae.